Messenger RNA from Athene cunicularia (burrowing owl), 4728 nucleotides. It is a transcript of the gene RNF180, whose product is annotated as ring finger protein 180. The coding region runs from base 30 to 1733 and encodes 567 amino acids. NCBI's taxonomy places the organism in Eukaryota, Metazoa, Chordata, Aves, Strigiformes, Strigidae. Gene Ontology annotation, molecular function: ubiquitin conjugating enzyme binding; metal ion binding; ubiquitin protein ligase activity. The record is from RefSeq and is a predicted model, not a curated record. The transcript is spliced from 6 exons. Gene Ontology annotation, biological process: protein polyubiquitination; positive regulation of proteasomal ubiquitin-dependent protein catabolic process; serotonin metabolic process. Gene Ontology annotation, cellular component: endoplasmic reticulum membrane.
CACACAGAGCUGAAGAAUCAGAAGCUGAAAUGAGCAGCCAGGAGGCUGAUGUUCUACGUUGCUGGAGAUGUAGAAGAUAUAUAGCAAAUUCUGUUUGCCUUGCAAAAUGUCAUGGAAAAGAACCAUCUGAAACAUCACAACUUUCAGCUGCUGCUCAGGAGUCUUGCAAUGUGUGGCAUGUGAACUUAGAAGACAUUCCAGAGUGGGUGAAAUGUGUCAUUGAAAAGGCACAUUGGACAAUUGGAAAACUUCACUGUCCAUUCUGCGAGGCCUGCUUAGGGGGCUUUAACUUUGUUUGCAACACAAAAUGUUCCUGCGGACAGUUAGUAAAUAUACAUUUCUGCAAAAGUCGAACUGAUUAUCAGCCAGCUUUGUCUGCUAAGUUGGAAAAAUCAUCAGGAAAACACUUAUCUCUCCUCAAAAUUCAAUCUGGUUUUAGCAAAGAUACCUGUCAUGAAUUGGUAACUGCAACUUUGGAAAUCAAAAAUCAAGGGCUUUCAUACAUGGCCAGAAAUAAUAAUGGCACUGGAAGAUUAACAGAAGCACUUUGUCUAGAAGUAAGAGCUCCCAGAUUUGAGAUUAAAAGUAAAAGACUUCCCUUAAAGGUAUUAAAUCAAGAAAGAAAUCUUUCUGCUUCCUAUCCUAUGAAUGAUGCAUCCACUGUAAAACCUUUUCACAGAAGAUCACGUAGUUUCGAUUUAAAUACCACAGAGAGGCUUGUUUUGUUACCUGCAUUAUAUGAAACUUGUAGUAUGGGAACAAUUUACCAUGGCCGAAAUGAAAAUCCACCUGUUUACACACGAGCUGGAUUGCAAUUAGAGUCCAGUUGGAAAGAUGAUAGUUCUUUUGAGGGACGAUAUAGUUCCAGUGCUGACAAACUACAAAAAAGGUUUCGAGUUACUUCCUUUACCACAUUACUACACAGAGAAACAGAAAGUGAAUGUGAUUUUGAAACUACUGGACAAUCUUCUGGGAAUGCCAUUGCUGAUGGGUCACCUUUUGUGAUGAACCUUUCUUCAUCACCAAGUUCUGUAGAAGAGGAACAAUACAGCACACCUGUUGGUCUUAUGCAGCCUACAAGAAUUUCCUUCAACGAAAAGCUGAAUAAGAGAGAAAGAAACAAGUUGAAAAGCUUGAGGAGAAAACAGAGAAGGCGAGAACGGUGGCUACAGAAGCAAGCUGCAAAUGAUAACAUGCAUACAGACGAUGAGCGUGAACUCAGAAGAGAUAAAGAAAGCUAUCUCUGCGCAGUGUGCCUGGAUGUUUAUUUCAAUCCUUACAUGUGCUAUCCAUGUCACCAUAUCUUUUGUGAACCUUGCUUAAGGAUGCUUGCCAAAGACAAUCCAGCCAGCACUCCAUGUCCACUGUGUCGUGCUACAAUUGCCCGAGUCUUUUUCCAAACAGAACUGAACAACUCUACCAAAUCUUUUUUCCCCAUGGAAUAUUUGAAGUUAAAAGAAAAUUUUCAAAAAUCAAAUUCUGCAAAAUGGCCUCUGCCAAGCUGCAAGAAAGCCUUCAGAGUUUUUGAAGCAGGAUUUCAAAGACGCUCAGGUACUGUUACAAGGAGGCAUUUCCCACAUGCUGCUCAUAGGAUGGACUACAUGGACUUUGAGGAUGAUAGCCGUGGAUGGCGAUUUGAUAUGGACAUGGUGAUAAUCUACAUUUAUUCAGUCAACUGGGUAAUAGGAUUUAUUGUGUUCUGUUUUCUUUGUUAUUUCUUUUUCCCUUUUUAGUCUGUAGUAAUCACAGUUAAGGAAGGCAGAGUCAUGUGAACCACAAUAAUUGAAUAGAAAAACCUUGAAGAAGUCAAACUCUUUAAUACUAGGUUUUUAUAAUUCAGAAUUGUAAUAGACUGCAUCAAGCAUGCUGUGAGGCUGAUAAUUCUUCUAUGUGUGACAAAGUACUUGAAAUUGGUUCCAAAUAUAAUGUGAAAUCCAGAUCAUACUUCAUUCAGUGGGAGUUUUGUCUUGAUUUUGGUAGAAACAGGAUUUUUCCCAAUAUAUAAAAUAAUUACUCUGUAGAAAUAUACAAUACUGCUUGUUCAUGGGGGAUUUCUGUGUACUACAAAAGAAUAUGAUCCAUAGAAUCUUUUUGGGGUCGACUCUUACAUUGGCACACUUUUCUUACUCAUUGGUGCUUCAAUUCCUCACACAUAAAAGCAAUAAAGAAUCUUCCCAUUCAUAGUCAAAUCUUUUGGGAACAGGAGAUUAUAAGCACUGCAGUGUUGCACGAUGCAUUGUAUAGACAUUCAUUAGAGCUAUUUCAAUGGCAUAAUCCAAAUCCUGGGAAAUUUUGACAAUUCAUACCUGUCAGCAUUCUGCUGUGGGGAUGUGCUGAAGUUUUGAGCCAAAAAGAUACUGCAGUGUGCUGACAGUUCAAUCUUUUCAUGAAGUGACAGUCAGAAGGAAUCAACUAACAACCCCAGGUUCUGCACAUUAAAGGGACCGUUUUUGUGCAGAUUGCCAGAGUAGCACUGCACCUUUUUUAACCCAACCAGAUGAGUGUGUUUGGGUCCAGCAAGACAGCUAGUGGAGGGCAAGCAGCAGGCCUGCUGAUUAUGAUGCUGUGAGACAUUAACCCCAGUAAAUACUGGAGAAAGAAGCAUUCUCCAGUGUAUAUGUAUAUAUAUCAGUAUAAUUUUUUAAUUGCUGUAACAUUUGAGUGUGGGCUCACCAGGACUAUGUUCUCCAGGGGGAUCGUAUAAGAGGACAUAGUAUUUAUUUGCACCUUUCAUGUGAAACAAUUCUAAAGCACUUUAUAGUUACUCUAUAUAUAGAUUGCUGAGUUACAGUUACAGAACUGCAGCCAGUUCAGCAAUCAUUCCAUAAUUGCUGCUUUACACAGUAUUUUCAAAUGAAAGUGAAAGAGCAUCUAUUAAAUUAUAGAUAGGAUAUUGGAAACUAUUUCGAUAAUCGGGUGCUGAAGAAUGGUACAAGGUAGUUCAGGGAUUUACUUUUCAGGAAGGUACAUGGAAACCUUUAUUUCUAAGGGUAUGACCCUCCAAAAUACACUGUGGUUUCAUCGAGAAGAGUAUGUCAGUAUAUGUAUGUAGUCCCUCUGGUUUCAGGAUUUGUGUGGGAGACCUGUGCUUUUUCAGUAGGUGGUGUACUCCCCUGUUCUAGCAGAGAACAAGGAGAAAUGUGUUGUGGAAGGUGCCAUCUGCCCGAUAUGAUGAAAUAGAAUGAUUUCAGGGGUUUUAUUAAGCAUGUGCUUAUGCUUCUUUACUGGAGUAGGGCCAGCAUGGUCAGUCUCUUAUAGGCUAUAAAGUGAUCAGGACCAGAAACUUUCACUUAAUCUGAAAAACAGCAGUAAAUCAGCUACUAAUAUAUAGUUUUCUUACAGGCUGCAUAGAAUAAUCUCUUUGAGAAUAUAUGUGUAGAAUUAAAAAUUACAAGUCUAAUAACACUGAUUGGACUAAAUAACUUUUACCAUCUUUUUAAAUAUAUGCAAAUUUAAGAAGAUAUAAUAAUUGAAAUUCACCAUCACAGUCAUGGUUCUGACAGAAAUGCAUUUUCUGUAAUAGCAGUAUAUCUAGUUACUUUGUCUCUACCUAAAGGUAAUUGACUCCAUUACUGGUGGCAUAUGCAUAACUUCUUAAAAACUGCUAAAGUCAUAGUCGAACAUUUGGUGAAUUUCCCUCUUUUUAUUGAUAUAAACAAGUAUUUUAAAAACUAAGGUUUUUAGGACAUGGGGCUCAUGUUUUGCUACAUGCAGAUAUAGGUCUGUAUGCCCAAAUAUUAUCAAUAAUUCUAAACAUUUUUCUCAUCUAUGCCAGGACUGGGAUUCUAACUGCUAUUUUUGUUGUGUCUCUAAUCUUAUGAAUUUACUGCUCUUAUCUCAACAGAGGGACUGAUUCAUCUAUUAAGCCAAAAUUGCUUCUAUCUUUUGAUCUCAGAAAAUAUUAAAAUAAAAAGAUGUUAUGAAAAAAUACUUUAACUUAGCUGACAUAGUCUGAAAUUCCAGUAGUAACAUAAUUUAAAAUUAUUUAACCAGAAUAUCUGAAAAGCAUUAUCCUUAAGUAAAUAUUCAAAAAUAUAUUGAGACAUAGGAAACAUACUGUAAGCACUAAGUAAUAUAAGUAAAAGUUACUCACAUCAGUUUUAAAAGCAUGUUACCAUGGUUUUAUUCUGAAAAAGGCAACAAAAGAGAGUAAAAAAUCCAAUGCAAUUAUUGGCCACUUUUGUACAUUUAUAGCAAGAAUUGAUGACUAAGGGUGGCUGCAUUUUCCUAAAUUUAGUAGGAGUGACAAAUUUAUAUGGCUUUUCUAACUGUGUUAGACCUUUCUUUGAGGCCUAAACAAGAAACUGUUUCUUGGGCUAUAUUGUUUUCCUUCAUAUUGGUUGUUAUUAAUUCCAGGGAUAAUUAAUUCCAGGGGAUAAUUAAUAUUAAAAGGUUACAAAUGUACAUAAUGAAGACUGUUGCAACUCUGAUACAUCCUUCAUAGGAAAACACCUAUAGAGUGGAGCUACUUUUUUGUCCUUUAUUGCUUUUUUGAGAUACAUGCUUUUGUAAAGUUACAAUAAAAAUUCAAAGGCUCAAAUCUGGUUUUCCUUGAAGUCUGCCUGUAAAAUGCUGUUGAUAUUGGAGCAAGAGCAGGUCCUUUGUAAGCAAUUUUCUGGUUGAAUUGAUCCUGUUCUGCCAGGUUGUCUUUCUUAUCUACAAUAGUAUUAAAAUGUUUGUAAUAAAAUUUGUUUGUAACAUUUUGCACUCAUUUCACUAGAUUUUGCU